GUCAAAUUUUGAGGCCUAUAGGGCAUGAAAAAAAAAAAAAAUUUAGGCCGAGUUUCAGACGACAAUCUGCUUCGUUUCAAUCCUAUAUUUUAUUCUCCGAAAAAAUAUCUGCUUCGACAAUUCGCAGGGCGCAGCCUCCGCUAUCGUCUCAGGUGACAAGUUCUACCUCCUCAACCCUAGCCGCGAUCUCCUCAACCGGCCACCGCAAGCUCCUCCACCGGCCACAACAAGCUCAUCCACCGGUGACAAGAAGGUCCUUCACUGCGAACUCCUCCAGGAGAUAUGAAAAUUAUGAGGGGUGUGUUGCAGUCUGUUAAUGCUGGCUUGUUAAACCAACUUCAGUGUCCUCGAGUGGUCAGAGCUUUUUCCACAAAUCCAGCAUCAGGUACCGGUGACAGCCAAAGUAGUGACGUAUUUGAGUCAGUUGAUGAUUUUGAAGAUCGGAUUUUCAGUGAUAAGUCUGGGAGUGCUCCAAAAUCUAGUUCUUUUUUCCAAAAGCUUGGUAGGAUUGAAGAGGCUUAUGAUAGAGGUUUUGGUUCUAAUGUCAAUGCUAGAAAUAAAUCUGAGUUUAUGGAUGGUUUGAAUGAGAGUUUCAAUACGUUGUCUGAUGGGAUGGAUGGGAAGCUGAAGAAAGCAGCUACAUAUUUUGAAAUCGAUCCUGAGGAAAUAAUGAAAGAUGACUAUAAGUUCAGACCAGAUAUGACUUUUUUGCCUGGUUCAACUUAUGAACUCAAGGAUCUUGACCUUAGAAAACCAGGCGUACGUAAAUUUAAUCGAAAGGAGUUUGAGGUGACGACAGAGGAAGUUCUGAGAAAAGCUGAUUUCAGGAAUGUGAGAUUCCUUGCCAAUUUUAUAACAGAGUCUGGAGUUAUAAUCAAGAGGAACAAGACUAAAAUUAGUGCCAAAGCUCAAAGGAGGGUUGCUAGGGAGAUUAAGACAGCCCGAGCAUUUGGUUUAAUGCCUUUCACCUCGAUGGGAACAAAGCAUUUUGCUUUUGGCAAAACAAUGGAGGAUGUUGAUGAGGAUCAUGGAUAUCAAAGUUACUAUAGCCGCAAUUUUGUUGUUGAAGGAAACGGGGAUCCUGUUGAAGCUUAGAAACCAGUGCCGGUCUGUUUUGGCUCCCUAUUUUCUUGUUGAAAUAAGUUUUGUUGGCAAGACAAAUAGAAUGGCAUACCAACUUUACUUCAGAUAUGCGGGCAUGCUUUUGUACCAUGUGGUGUUGGUUUUAGCCGGGUUUUUGCUUAAUGCUUAAAUUCCAUGUCCAGUGUUCUCCAAAUCUUUGAAAUGGGUUUGGAUUAUUAUGAAUAAGAAGUACAUCUGUAUUUUGCUCGUUGCAGGGCAUUUACGCGUUAUUUC
Molecule: messenger RNA, 1356 nt
Organism: Cornus florida
Lineage: Eukaryota; Viridiplantae; Streptophyta; Magnoliopsida; Cornales; Cornaceae
Exons: 7
Coding region: 283-1095 (270 amino acids)
Biological process (GO): translation
Cellular component (GO): mitochondrial small ribosomal subunit; ribosome
Molecular function (GO): structural constituent of ribosome; small ribosomal subunit rRNA binding
Source: RefSeq, a predicted model, not a curated record